AUGGAGAGCCCCUUGACGGCAGAGUCAGCUCCCCCAACCCCAGCUCCCCGAAACCAUACUCCUUCUCCAAGUCCCAGAGCUGAGGCCCAAGAGGUGAGAAUGGAGGAGAAAGAGGGAACAGUGGAGGAGGGUGAGACAGCGGACACAGAGGAGGACCCUAUAUAUCUCUCUCUAUCAGAGGUGUCAGUGUUUGUGGAGGAGCCAGCAGAGGAUGCAUCAGAGAAGGCUGUGGCUGAAGAGGCUGCGGCCGAGGAGAGGGCUGAGAGAGAGGCUCAGAGGCAGCUCCUGGCCACAGAGGAGCUGGUCUACACAGAGAGGAACUACCUGAGACUCCUCCAGGUCUGCACCUGCACCAUCAGGAGCAACCUGCAGAAACACCAGGUACUGUACUGCACCGCUGCAUAGGGCUAGGAGGGUUUCCUGAACAUGGGAAAACUCUGGGCCCUACUGGGUCUUCCUCUCUAAGGAAUGGUUAUCUUGAAGCACCAUGCUUUAUUUCCUUUCACGUCUCUGAAGGUUUUUCAAUGACCAUAUAAUCGAAUGUCUUUGAUUACAAGGCCACGCUGAAAACGGGUGUCUCGUAAAAACAGGAUGGAAUCCCAUUUUAUGGGGUGGAAGACAGGCCUGUCUAUGCAUCAGCCAGUGGUAAUGAUGGAGGGGCUAAUGUAAUUGUAUGUGGGAGAGAGGAAAGAGAGGAGGAGGGGAUAGUUUAGUGGUAGGUGACUGAUGCCCUUUGUUGAGCAUUUAAGUCAGUCUAUACCUUCUCCUCCACCACAGCCUCAGCUGACUAACCUGGACAGCAUGUUCCUGUACAUAGAGGAGGUGAUCGACGUGUCAGGCCGCCUCCUCAGCCUCCUGGACCAGAAGCAAUUGACGCCCCAUGAUCCUCUCUUCCUGGAGACUCUAUGUAAGUAGUAAGAAUAUUGCAAUGCUGUAUCAGGACAGUUCCCUUGGCUGGGCUAUUCACACCUCCCAUAUACACCAUCACACCUUGUGAUUCUCACUCCCAGGUAGCUACUAAUAUAUAUUCACACCUGCACUACCACACCUGCUAAUCCUACGGGGGCUAUCAUGAAUAGGCUCAUGUCCACCCCCUCUGUUUCACAGGGCUAUUGAUACCAGCUGCUUGUCAUGAUGUGUUCUACAUGGCUGUGUGUAUUAAAGUCCUAUGAGCACAUUUCCCACCAUGGUGUUAGACAACACUUACACAUACAGUCCCCCUUUGCAGUCAAGCUGCUUGGAUGGGUCAGCUAGAUAAUGAAAAACUAAAACUCCCUCUCUGUGGCAACCAUGUUAGCCCUGCUAUAUUUCAUUGUGGAGCAAACAACAGUGCCAAGUUCAUUUUUUCCAUUAUUUAGUUGACCUUGCUCAGCACCUGGACUGCUAGGUGUCUCCAUUAUUUAGUUGACCUUGCUCAGCACCUGGACUGCUAGGUGUUUCCAUGAUUUAGUUGACCUUGCUCAGCACCUGGACUGCUAGGUGUUUCUGCUAGGUGUCUCCAUUAUUAAGUUGACCUUGCUCAGCACCUGGACUGCUAGGUGUUUCCAUGAUUUAGUUGACCUUGCUCAGCACCUGGACUGCUAGGUGUUUCCAUGAUUUAGUUGACCUUGCUCAGCACCUGGACUGCUAGUUGUUUCCAUGAUUUAGUUGACCUUGCUCAACACCUGGACUGCUAGAUGUUUCUGCUAGGUGUCUCCAUUAUUUAGUUGACCUUGCUCAGCACCUGGACUGCUAGGUGUUCAAACAUUGAUCUGUCCUGCAGAGAUCAAACCUGCAAGAAUGACUAGAGAGACUCUGAAAAAGAUAUUCAGUACAUAACAGCAACAAAAUGAAACGCCUUUAUAUAGUCAGUUGUAUCACCUUAGCAACGUUCCAUGGGACGGAUAAAGGACAACACGGGAGGCAUACAUGUACAUUUAUAUCACAUCAUGAAUACUUGAUUCAUAUUCCCUUCAGGUGAGGCCUUCCUCAGUCUAUCAACAGACAUAGAGUCGGCGUACAAGGAGUACCUGGCCAACUACAACAACGUCACAGCGCUAGAGAACAGCUACAAGCAGAAAGAAGCCCUGUGGACUGAGAUAGUGAAAGUCAUCAAGUCCUCAGCGUAUGUUCAUAUCUCCCUCUCUGCAUUCCUGUUCCUACCAUUGUUUGUCUCUAAUGUCUCAUUGAGAUCCACUACUAAAACUGGCCUUGAUAUCACACCCCAUCUCUAUUGUGUUAUGAACUUCCAUGUACAGUUUUCUCACUACAAGUCCAGGAAGUAUGACAAAGUGAGACUGUUGUGUACAGGCCAGAGGUGAAUGCUGCCUCUCUGAGCUUCUUCCUGGUGAUGCCAGUCCAGAGGAUCGCCCGCUACCCUCUUCUCUUCCAGACCGUCAUGAAACACACAGAGCCUGGGCACCCAGCCUACUCUCUCCUGGAGCAGACUGCCCACACCGCCAUAGCCCUCAACUGCAGGAUCAACGAGUACAAACGCUUCAGGGAAGUCGGUGAGAACAUGAGCUAGCUAUCACCAUCUAGUAAUCAUUCCCUGUGAUUGGUUCUAGUGUUCAGACAGGGAUGAGGAAUUGAUAGAUUGGGGACCUUGCCUUCACUUAUUCCUGAACACCCAUAUUAGAAUUUGUUGUCUUGUCGUCACAGCCGACAAAUACAAGAAGACGGAGACCCUGACGAUAAGGGAUAAGAUGAAUCGACUGAACAGCCACAGCAUCGCAAAGAAGACUGCCAGACUGAGUCAGUUCAUCAAACAUGAGACGGGGAUUGCACCAAAGGUAAGGUUCUGUCUGUGCCUGUCCUUGUUAAGAUCACUCAGCCAUAAAAUGAAGCUACACUUUCUACAGGGAAUGGAAACUGAGGUGAGAGAACAAAUGAUAUGACUAGUGUUUACCUGCUGUAUUCAAACCUUGCUUCACACCUCUGAGGAGCAUUUGUUAGAUAAAGUAUGUAGAGAGUCGUUGAAUACAAUGACUCAUGCUAUUGUGGAGGAAUCUCACAUGGUUAUGAGUAUUCCCUUGUGGACAUUUUUAGACAUAUUAUUCAUCAAGUCACAAACUGAAGCUCUGGGUCUCUUUUUAGCAAUGGAUGGUAGAACUACUAGAAUGUUCUUAUUUUAAUCUCUGUAAAGAUUUGUUGAAUUUGCUGUUAAAGGGAUACUUUGGGAGUUUGGCAAUGAGGCCCCUUAUCUACUUCCCCAUAUUCAGAUUAAUUGUAGAUACUAUUGUUGUCUGUGUAUCCAGUAUGAAGGAAGUUAGAGGUAGUUUCUAGAGCCAAUGCUAACUACCAUGCUAACAGAUACCGAUAGACUUCCAGUCAUUGCGCUAACGCUAGUUAACAUUGGCUCCCGAAACUACCUCUAACUUCCUUCCUACUGGACACAGAGACAUACAAAUGGUAUCCAUGAGUUCAUCUGACUCUGGGGAAGUAGAUAAAUGGCCUCGUUGCCAAACUCCCCAAAUAUCCCUUUAAUAACUUCCCUCUGUUCAAUUCCAGCUGGUAGAUGAGGAGUUUGAUGCCUUGGAGGGCUUUUUCUAUCUCCUUGAAAAUGGUAUCACCGUGCUACAUGAAAAUGUGGAGACAUAUCUAGACCAUCUACAGGUGAGCUUUUGUUGACCCUAGCCUUUUGCUAUGGAGACCAGAGUAAGAUCACCAUGACAACACUGGAAUCACUUUGUUUAUGUGUGGCUUUCCACUCAACAUAUAAUUAGUGCACAAUCCCUUAGCAUUCACUUCUGGCUUGGCAUCCUCUUCUCACUAAAUAAUGGGCUACAGCUCUGAUCUGAUGGAUUUUCUUUUUCCAGUGGUGAGCAGUUGACAAUUUAGAGGCAAUGUAACUGUAAGAAAAUCAGUUUAAAGUAUUCAGCCUGCUACUCAUUGCCCCACCUAAUAUGUGAAUGCAGUCCCUCCCUACUGCCAACAACCACAGGCCAGCACUGUCGCUCAUAAACCAUGCAUUACUGACCACUGCCACACAGAUUUGGGUUUACGUUUCCCCGUGUCUAAUUCUAGUUCAUGUUGAAACUUUCCUUCCAUCGUUAUAUUCCAGAGGUUUCUCAGCUAUCGACCGGAGGAGUUUGAUCUUGACAUGGACGGUGAGAAGCCUGUUAUAUGCUACAAGGAAAUCACAACAGCACUGAGACAAUGGAUACUUCCUACAUUUGUAAGUUAAGCUACAGUACCAUUUUGUUAUGUUAUAAAAAUAGGCAUCAGAAAAAAAGAAUUAUGCAUAUGGACGUGUUUCACUUUCCCUCUUGUCAGCCCCGUCCUUCACGUUUCAGAUUACACUGUCUGUGCCUCACACUUUUAUCUCCCCUCCCCCCUCCCCCACUCAUUCCUCUAUCCCAAUCCCCCCCCUCUCUCUCUCCAGGAGAAGAGGAUGAGGACUUUGGUCCACAAGCCUCUCUGUGCCCUAAAAGAGCUCCUGGCGGGGCCUCAUAACCUGAUCAGUAAGCGUCUGGACAAGCUGCUAGACUACGAGCUGAUCGAAGAGAAGCCCAGUCUGAGCUACGAUGAGCAGGCGGUGGCUAACACCUAUAAGACCAUCAACACCCUGCUCCUCAACGAGCUGCCCCAGUUCAACGGCCUGGCCCUCAACCCUGCUCUGGGGCAUGCUGGGGGCCUUCAGCUGCCUGCACAAGGACCUGGCUGCAGACAUGGAGCAGCUCUUCCAGGGAUUCACCCAACAGGUACACAAUAAUACAGUACUGGAGUUGAGGGGAUGACUAGCAUGUUUGUUGUGUGGAUACAGACAAAUGCCUAUUUUCUCUAUGAUCCAAAAGGCUACAUUAGCUAAGUAGCAGGUUGCUCAUGUAUUUGUUACUACAUUUAGAAUGAGAUUUUAUGGGAGCUAUACCUAAAGCAGAGAUGCAGUUGAGCUUGACUAUUUUUCUCAUCUUAUUUUGUUUAACAUGUCUUUUUGCAGCUCCCUCCCGGUUCCCUGGAGCCUAAUGCAUUCUGGGAGUGGGCGGAGUGUUCGGUGCUGGAGGGUGCGAGGAGGCUGGAGAGUCUGUGUUGGAAUGUGAAGGACCAACUCAAUGAUUCCAUUGUCCAGGUCAGUCUCAGCAGAAGCUGCACUAUAAUCUGUUGUUUGGUGGCGAUGGGACUUGUCGGGUAACAUUGCCAGGGACAGUGUGUGUACACAUCUACAGCCCCACAGGACUUGUUGUCAAAUAGCAGCAGGAUGAUUCAUACUGUCAAUGUUAUUAUGCCGCAUUAUGUGUUUGUAAUAACCUGAAUUGGAUCAUGAUAGCUAUUUCUACAAGCCUUGGGGUUGUGGUGUUACCUGUUGAGGGUUCUGAGAAAGGUGGUCGCCUGAAGGUACUGUAACUAAACACAAGCCUUUUGUCAAAACUAACACACUAGAACACGUCAUGUCACAACACGAACCUGUAUUUCCUGUAAUAAAUACUGGAAAUUCCAUUACCUUUUUCCCCAAGUCGGAACAGAAACCACCAUUCAUUUUGCUUGGUCAUAAUACAGCAAUAACCUUACUCUAGCCACCUCAUGGCUCCUAUCAUCACCACACCACUACUCAUUACUUUAACUGAUGAGAAUGUGAAGCUGCCGAGAGGAGAGGGGAGAGAGAUGGUGUAGUUUAAUCUUCCAGACUAAUCUAGACAUCUCACAGUCCAUGUUAUAAGCUGUACUUUAUGUCUGUCUGUCUGCAGUGUGCAGGAGCAGCUCUCCUGGCUGUAGGCCUCACAGAACCGAUGAACAGCAUCCCAAAUGGCACCCUAUUCCCUAUAUAGUUCACCAGCCCUGCUCAGAAGUAGUGCACUAUAUAGGGAAUAGGGUGCCAUUUGGGACAUUACCAGAGAGGGUAGCUAUAUGAUAGUAAUGAGACUCAGCCUGUCAGGUCUACAGGAAUACAUGACAGCACUAGGGAGGAUGGGCAGCUCAUCUGUGGCUAGAGAGAAACAUCUACAGUACUAGAAAGAAACAGGAUCGCUUCAUUAGCUACUCUUAGAUGACAUAGUGAAGCCAUUUAAACUCUAGAAGUCACCCUGGGUGGAAGCUAAGCAGGUGAACACCAGUGAUGAUGAACAUGGCGAAUGACUAGCUGUCAAAGCCAUUGCUCUACUAUGUUCCUGAUGGUUCCCUAUCGGUUCCAAUAACUCUACCAGGGUCGUGUUAAUUAGGGCACACCGUAGCAAAACGUUUAAUAACCUUUUGCAACUGAAAGUAAAACAUUGACAUUUCUUAUUGAACAAAUGCAGGUCAUCCCUCCCUAUUUCAGUCAUUUGGUGUGUAAUGUACACAACGCUGUCCUCCCAGCCUCUCAGCCCUGGCUCCCAGAAUCGUCUGAAGGUCCUGACAGACAAGCACGGCUCAGGGAAGAUCUACCAGCUGACAGGUCAUGUGGUGGGGACCAGAGACCUGGACCUGAGCCUGAACAGAGGAGAGCUGGUGGCCAUCAUCAGUGAGAUGGACACACGGGGGGACAAACGACGCUGGCUGGUCGACGCUGGGGGUAAGACCGCCAAAACAUCUUGCCUUUUCACAAGAGGGGCUUAUCUUUAAAAUAGCAAACGGCUUUACUUUCUAAAAGGAAAGUCAGUCCUUUGGUCUGUCAAUGUAGCAGUGAAUACCAAACUAAAAUGAGUAGAAUGCCGCUUCAGCCACCACCAGUUAAAGUGGAGACAUCUAAUGGUUGUUUACUGUUACUGCUGCCUGGUUACCUUUAAAAAAAUCUAAGACGGUGAGAUCUAUCAAUCCAAAUAGAUUUGAUUAAUUAUAGGAUAACAUGUGGUUUAUAUAUGGUACAUCUCAUCAGAUUAUAAUUACUUAUGAAUUCAUGUCUUCCAAUCAUCUACACCAAUCCCCCUGUGUCCAGGUCCAAGAGGAUACGUCCCCUCCUCCAAGUUGGUGCGUUACCACCAGGUAACCAUGGACCCUCCCCCGUCCCCUCAUCUGACAGUCACUACCAUGGAUUGCGCUGGGGGGGUCAGAAGACACUCCUACCACCCUGACAUCAGGCGACUCUCCUACACCCCUGAUACACCCCAGCCCCAGCUCGUGAGGGCUAUGUCCGUUCACUGCUUCCAGGUCAGUGACACUCUGUUCGGGGGGGGGCAAAUGAGCUGCUUGCCCUUGUCAGCAGUGUUGAAAUGCAGAGCGCCCCAAACCUUCUCCUGAGUGCUUUAUCCAUUUAUUUGUUUUAGUCCUUCAAACAUCAUCAUACAUUGUUGGAGUCUCUCUCUCACACACACACGCACGCACACAUGCACGUGGAGGAAGUGUUGAGGCACAUAAUUGUAUCUGGGUUCGGUCUGUCUGUGGCUGAGCUGUCGAAAUACACCUCUCCUGGUUGUUAAAGUGAGUGAUUCUCCUUGUGACCUUUGGGAGGCAUUUAUCAUACUCUUCAAGCCAGCCCUCUUCAUGCACCGCUGGCAGUAUGAUCACUAAUCAUCCUGCUAAGGCUUUGAUUCUUCAACUUGGGUGGUCCAUUUUAGUCUGUUCUUUCUGUCCAACGUCCUUGCCAUGGCUGAGUAUGUGUCAGAGCAGAGGAGACCAGGGUUGGGCUCAAUUCAGAAUUCCAAUUGAAUGCUUACAUUUGUAUUGAAUUUGAAUUGAAGCAGUAAACAGGACACAGAAUUACAAUUUGAAUGAAAGGAAAUAUAAUUGAAUUCAGUAAAAUUCUAUGAAAUUCAAAUGCCUCUUCUAUAUUAGGUGUAGUCUAUACAAAUAUACACUGAGUGUACAAAACAUUAGGAACACCUGCUCUUUUCAUGACAGACUGACCAGGUGAAUCCAGUUGAAAGCUAUGAUCCCUUAUUGAUGUCACCUGUUAAAUCCACUUCAAUCAGUCUAGAUGAAGAGACAGGUAAAAAAAAAAAGAUUUUUAAGCCUUGAGACAAUUGAGACAUGGUUUGGGUAUGUGUGCCAUUCAGAGGGUGAAUGGGCAAGACAAAAGAUUUAAGAGCCUUUGAACAGGGUAUGGUAGUAGGUGCCAGGCGCACCGGUUUGUGUGUCAAGAACUGCAACGCUGCUGGGUUUUUCACGCACAACAGUUUCCUGUGUGUAUCAAGAAUGGUCCAACACCCAAAGGACAUCCAGCCAAUUUGACACAACUGUGGGAAGCAUUGGAGUCAACAUGGGCCAGUAUCCCUGUGGAACGCUUUCGACACCUUGUAGAGUCCAUGCCCUGAAGAAUUUAGGCUGUUAUGAGGGCAAAAGGGAGUGCAAGUCAAUAUUAGGAAGAUGUUCCUAGUGUUUGGUAUACUCUGUGUAUAACUUAGGGUCUAAUAUAACUGCAUUGUUUGUUGAGAAAAUAUUAUUGGCUAUUCUAAGCACUAAGGUUAAAAGAGUAAUGGGGGAAUUCCGACCUGAGUGAAGCGUGCGUAAAUGGAACGUAAUUCCAGUUUUAUGCCAUCUUCUACUCAUAUUCUGACCUUGAACCUAAGCAUGACAACAUCAUGCUAUUCACCGCUAUUCAUUUGGGGUGGAGAUCUAAGAAAUGAAGUUUUGGCGGAGGUGUGUCUACAGAUACGCUGUAUUCUGACCUUGAAUAAAUGCCGUAAUAAUUCCACCACCUUUACAUGUGAGGAAACCAUGAAUAAGGUCGAGCGAACCUACAGGUUCCAAGUGGAAAAAGCAUCUACUUUCUUUUUAUUUAUUUAUAGAAAAGUGAUAUAUUCUUUGGUAUCUGGAAGUGUGACCUGUCGGAAUCAAUGAAACUCAUCUUCUAUGACUGAGUGGAAUUUCUUUGAAUUGCACUGAAUUAAAUUAUACUUCCUGUCACUCAAACUCAAAUCAAAGAUUGUCUAUUAUAUUGACAAGAUAGUCAAGUGACCGCUCUACCAAUAGAAAUACAUGUCUUCAAAGAUGGAAGGCAGGCAGGAGGAUGCAAGAUCAGGCUGGACCAUUCUAGCCAGUGAGAGGGCAGUUACGUGUGUGAACAACAGGCCAUAGAGAUGGAUGACUCACCUUUGUAUCUGUGUCAUUAUCGCGUCUGUGAUGGCAUGGCAACGCCAGUGAGGCUAUCUCAGUUUUAAAGUAGUACAUUGUAUUCUUCAUUGGCUGAUUUGCUCCCAACAAUAGGAAUCCCUCAACGACAAUGUCCAUGCUAAAACACAUUAUAGCCGUGAUGAGUCCUCUAUCUCUGACAACAGGCACAACUCAGAUAUAGUCAAAAAAUCUAUAUAUGGUGCCGAAAUCCCAUGUGCGUCCACUUAUAUCCAUGCAUUCGUAACAACCUAACCAUUGUUAAACUUAUUUUUGAUCAAGUAAGCCUCACACGUAGCAAAUUAGCAAUAACAUUCCGACACCUCCAUAAAGAAAUUCCUCAUUAGCUUAUUUCUGCUUAUUUUCAUAAAACCUCUCACUUCGCCUCAUCCUCUCUGUUUAAAUACAAAUUCUACAUCCUGUGUGGUGUGACCAAUUCGAAUUCUGAAUUGAGCCCAACCCUGGAGGAGACUGUUGGUGAUUAGUAGUCCACUACCAUCACAGGCCACAUGGCGGCGCCAUUAAGCUGCACUUACAUGCCCUGCUGAUAGCCAACUUUCUCAAGUUAUGUUGUCCAGAGGUGAGCUGUGUUUUCUAAUGCCAUUGAUCAGACCACCAAGCUAAAUACAAUCAAUCUCUAGGGCAUCAUGCUCAUUAAUAAAGCCUUGUUUGCUCUGUCUGUUCUCUGACCUCUGCGGUGUCGUUGCAGGUGUUUGCAGGCUAUGACUUCAGGGCGAGGAGCAGUCACGAGGUCUCUCUGAGGGCGGGGGAACCAAUCAGAGUCCUGGAACCCCAUGACAAGAAGGGUAGCUGUGACUGGAGCCUGGUGGAGGUGCGGGGGCAGAGGGGUUACGUGCCCUCCAACUACCUGGCAGUGAUGCCCACAUCCACCACGCCCACCGCCACCUACCGCUAGGGUUGCCCCCUACUGCGGGCAUUUGCAUGUAGAGUGCUCCAAGCCCUCAACUGCAGCUCUUGUUUAAGUUUGUAAGUGGGAGGCCGCUUCCAUCACCAGGAACCAGGGGUGCAACGCUGCUUUUUCCUGGAGAGACUGACUGACUGACAGGCAGGUAGAAAUGCCUCCGCACACUAGAGCAUAGCAGGCAGUCCAUCAAGCUUAUCUGUCUGUCUGGAUUUCUCACUCAUUCACUCUCUCACACACACACUCACUCUCACACACACAC
Coregonus sp. 'balchen' is the source of this 10124-nucleotide messenger RNA. NCBI's taxonomy places the organism in Eukaryota, Metazoa, Chordata, Actinopteri, Salmoniformes, Salmonidae. The record is from the annotation of a GenBank genome assembly.